CUGACCUGAGUCUUGCAGAGCCAGACCAGCCCGGCCACUACCAGCAGCCUUGGUCCUACAUCCUCCUGAAGUUGGCUGGUGUCACCUGACCUGAGUCCAGCGGGAACCCACCUCCAGCGGGGCAGAGAUCAGGAGCCCAUCCAGACUCUCAGAAGGGGAGGCACAGUGUAUUCUAUGCCCCACAUUUUGGCCUAGCUCAGGACUCCAUCAUCUGGUCUCUGCCCACCAGUACGGAAGAAUUGAGGCCUGGCCGACCAGCCAUGACCCUGGGGAGGGGGUUGGCUCUCGGAGAGCUGGGUCAUUAUUUGUUGACUGACUAACAGAUUGGCCAAGUUUGAAAGCCCAGCCCACCAAGUGGUGGGGUGUGUCCAGGAGGGUGGAAGGAGGGAUUGUGUUACAGUAAGGGGAGUGGUGGGCAGAGCCUGGCCCUGUGCCAGGUCCAGCACUGCCCACAGGCUGGGCGAAGGCGCCAGCAGUUUCCAGCAGGAUGGACAUCAAAAAGGACCUCCCACCCAUCAACAGCCACAGGGCCCUUCACAUAUGGAUCAUUGAGAACCUGGAGAUGGUGCCAGUGCCAGAGAGGGCUUAUGGAAACUUCUUCAUGGAACACUGCUACAUUGUCCUCCACGUUCUCCAGAGCCUGAAAGCCCAGCAAAGGACUCCCGGUGACCUGCAUUAUUGGGUCGGGAAGGAGGCGGGCGAAGAAGCAGAGAUCGCGGCGGGUGCCUUUGUGCAACACUUGCAGGGGGCGCUGGGCGAGGCCACCGUGCAGCACCGGGAAGCCCAGGGCCAUGAAUCCGACUGUUUUCGCAGCUACUUCCGCCAGGGAAUCAUCUACAGGAAGGGAAGCCUGGACUCUUCCCUGAAGCAUGUGGAGACCAAUAUGUACAACAUUCAGCGACUGCUGCGCAUCAAGGGGAGGAAGCACGUAUCCGCCACUGAGGUGCAGCUCUCCUGGAACAGCUUUAAUAAGAGUGACGUCUUCCUGCUGGACCUGGGCAAGGUGAUGAUCCAAUGGAAUGGGCCCAACACCAGCAUCACUGAGAAGGCACGGGGACUGGCCCUGACCUGCAGCCUGCGGGACAGGGAGCGGGGUGGUCGUGCACAGAUUGGUGUGGUGGAUGAUGAGGUCGAAGCCACUGACCUCAUGCAGAUCAUGGAAGCUGUGCUGGGCCACAGAGUGGCCAACCUGCAGGCUGCCAUACCCAGCAAGAGCAUUGACCAGCUGCAGAGGGCCAAUGUCCGCCUCUACCAUGUCUACGAGAAGGGCAAGGACCUGGUGGUCCAGGAGUUGGCAACCUGCCCACUGACCCAAGAUCUGCUGCAGGAGGAGGACUGCUACUUCCUGGACCAGGGUGGUUUCAAGAUCUACGUGUGGCAGGGGUGCCUGUCCAGCUUCCAGGAGAAAAAGGCUGCAUUCAGCUGGGCUCUGGGCUUCAUCCAGGCCAAGGGCUACCCGACCCACACCAACGUGGAGGUGCUAAGCGACGGCGCCGAGUCGGCCGCGUUCAAGCAGCUCUUUCGGACGUGGACAGAGCGAUGCAGCACCAGGACCCCCAGCUGGAAGGGUACCCCGAAUCUGGUAAAGCUGGACGUGGGCAAGCUGCACAGCCAGCCUGAGCUUGCGGCCCAGCUCAGGAUGGUGGAUGAUGGCUCCGGGAAGGUGGAGAUAUGGUGCAUCCAGGACUCAUGCAGGCAGCUCGUGGACCCGGAGCAUCAUGGACAGUUGUGCUCAGGCAACUGCUACCUGGUGCUCUACACCUACCAGAAGAUGGGCCGUGUCCAGUACCUCCUGUACCUGUGGCAGGGCCACCAGGCCACUGUGCAUGCGAUCAAGGCCCUGAGCGACAACGCUGAGGAGCUGGACCUCAUGUACCACGGAGCCCUGGUGCUGGUGCACGUCACCAUGGGCAGUGAGCCCCCUCACUUCCUCUCCAUACUCAAGGGCCAGCUGGUGGUCUUCCAGGACAGCACUGGGCACUAUGGGGCGACGCCGUCAGCCUCUGCCACGAGGCUCUUCCACGUGCAGGGCACCGACAGCCACAACAGCAGGACCAUGGAGGUGCCAGCCCGCGCCACAGCCCUCCACUCCAGGGACAUCUUCUUGCUGGACACGUCUAGCAUCUGCUACCUCUGGUUUGGGAAGGGCUGCAGCGGUGACCAGCGUGAGAUGGCACGGGUAGUGGUCGCUACCAUCUCCAGGAAGAGCAAGGAGAUGGUGCUGGAGGGUCAGGAGCCGCCCCACUUCUGGGAGGCCCUGGGAGGCUGGGCUCCCUACCCCAGCAACAGGAGACCCCAGGAGGACGUCUUCAACUUCCAGCCACGACUGUUCGAGUGCUCCGGCAAGGUGGGCUGCCUGGUCCUCAUGGAAGUGGUGUUUUUUAGUCAAGAGGACCUGGACAAGCAUGACGUCAUGUUACUGGACACCUGGCAGGAGAUCUUCCUGUGGCUUGGGGAAGCUGCCAGUGAGUGGAAGAAGGAGGCGGUGGCCUGGGGUCAGGAGUACCUGAAGACUCACCCAGCAGGGAGGAGCCUGGCUACACCCAUCGUGCUGGUCAAGCAGGGCCAUGAACCUCCCACCUUCACUGGAUGGUUCCUCACCUGGAACCCCUACAAGUGGACUAACAACCCAUCCUAUGAGGAGGUGGUGGAGGGCAGCCUGGGAGCCAUAUCUGCCAUCUCUAGGAUCACAGCAGAAGUCAACAAAUUCCACUUGUCCAGUUGGCCAAGAAAUGGCAGGGCAGGCACCUUGGGCCUGCAGACCUUCAGGAGCUCCCACGACAGCUUAGAGAGCGAGCUGGAGCUGAGCUCCAAGACAGGUGGCAGCACCAGCAGCAGCCACAGCAGCAGCAGCUACCCCAGCAGCCCCAGAGCCACCAUCAACGGGGGCCUGCGCCGCGAACAACUCAUGUACCAGGCUGCCAAGGACCUGCCAGAGGGUGUGGACCCGGCCCACAAGGAGUCAUAUCUCUCAGAUGCAGACUUCCAAGAUAUCUUUGGGAAGUCCAAGAAGGAAUUCUACAGCAUGGCCAAAUGGAGGCAGCAGCAGGAGAAAAAGCAGCUCGGCUUCUUCUGAAUGCAGGUCCCACCUGUGCCAGUGCCACCCACCUGACCAACACGCCUGAGGGUACCUCCACUCACACCGAAGUCCCGGGGGAGGCCCUCUGCUGGGACCCCUCUUGGGUUCCCCUUCCAACUUGUCAGUAAAAUCUUGUCACCCUCACAGGGUGUGGUGUGUGUGCUGCCCAGCCUGGGCCACGCUGUGGGUACACCUUGGGGAACACGCCCCUGGGGCUGGUGGUGGUGCCACAUUCCAGAAAAGGACUGAGCUCUCUGUGCCCUCCUCCAUGGAGGGGUUUGUUUCUUGCUGGUCCCUUCUCCCCAAGAGUCCGAAAAACCCUGCUCACGUGUGAGUGCAGAGAAGAUAGAGAGAUGUUGGGGUUCCUCUUGGGGUAUACAUGCGCACACACACACAUACACACUUUACAGGGAUGUUUCUGAUGUGCAGGUAAAGA
Molecule: messenger RNA, 3515 nt
Organism: Talpa occidentalis (Iberian mole)
Lineage: Eukaryota; Metazoa; Chordata; Mammalia; Eulipotyphla; Talpidae
Gene: VILL
Product: villin like
Exons: 20
Coding region: 488-3076 (862 amino acids)
Biological process (GO): barbed-end actin filament capping; cytoskeleton organization; actin filament severing
Cellular component (GO): actin cytoskeleton; cytoplasm
Molecular function (GO): phosphatidylinositol-4,5-bisphosphate binding; actin filament binding
Source: RefSeq, a predicted model, not a curated record